AUGGGAAUUCUCUCUUGGUUCAGCGGAGGGAGCAACAACACAUCUAAAAAGGAGCAACCCGCUCCAGCCUCAAAACCCGGGCCGAAGCCCGAACCCGCGGAGGCCCCCGGCAUGAACGGCGCGGUGGAGGUCCCCCGACCCGGCGCCGAUAUCUCGGUUUUCGAGUUCGGUUCGGUGGCCGCCUCCGCCGAUAAGGUGACGCUGGCCGGCUACUGCCCCGUCUCCGACGAGCUCGAGCCCUGCCGCUGGGAGAUUCUGCCGGCGAGUGGUUCCGACGCGCCGCAGUUCCGGGUGGUGUUUUGA
Salvia miltiorrhiza (redroot sage) is the source of this 303-nucleotide messenger RNA. RefSeq lists its product as uncharacterized. Bases 1 to 303 code for a protein of 100 amino acids. The transcript has a single exon. The record is from RefSeq and is a predicted model, not a curated record. Lineage: Eukaryota; Viridiplantae; Streptophyta; Magnoliopsida; Lamiales; Lamiaceae.